This is a messenger RNA of Oppiella nova, 795 nucleotides long. NCBI's taxonomy places the organism in Eukaryota, Metazoa, Arthropoda, Arachnida, Sarcoptiformes, Oppiidae. The record is from the annotation of a GenBank genome assembly.
CCGACAAAAGGCACAGAAACUAGCGGUCAUUCCGAUGUGCAAAACGCUGACCGACUAUAACGGCAUAAAUCAGUUGGAAAGCCGUCGUAUCGACGAGCUAUUGGUGGCGACCAACGUAUUCAACACCGAAUUGAGCGAUAAUGUCGUGGAGAUUAGGGACCCAAAUGAGGGUUUUCGAGUGACAAACCAAAAGUACGAACAGGGGAUCCAGACUGUCGUCGACUUCACCAAACGAUUGGACGGUUUUCAGAAACUGUGUCUCGAGGACCAGAUUUCACUCGUGAAGUACGGGUGCCUUGAAUUAAAUUUUCUCAGAAGUCUACUGUAUUUCAACAAACAAACUCAAGAAUAUCGGUUCCCAUUAACUGAUACUAGCACACUUAAGGUCAGUUUGGAGUCUUUCAAAGAACAUAGGAUGCAAACAUAUUACCCAUUGAAGCUAUUUAUAGAUAAAAUCUUCCUAGAAUGGAAUAGGGAUCAAGUUAUAAUUGACCUGUUAUCUGCGAUCGUAAUUAUGAACCCUAAGCGACCAAACCUAACGCACAAACAAAGUAUCAAACUGGAGCAACAGCUUUAUGUGUAUUUAUUGCAACGAUACUUACUAUUGAGAUAUCAAUCGGAGUCGGAAUCAAAACUCCAGAAACUGAUGGUUUCGUUGACAGACCUCAUGAUUACAGCUGAAGCACAUAAACAGUGCGAAGUUCAAGAGGUUUACGAGUGUAGACCUCUACUACAAUAUUAUGGCCCACUUUUGAGCGAGGUCUACGACUUGCAUCAAUUAGUAUAAUUACUGUC